Molecule: messenger RNA, 627 nt
Organism: Oppiella nova
Lineage: Eukaryota; Metazoa; Arthropoda; Arachnida; Sarcoptiformes; Oppiidae
Source: the annotation of a GenBank genome assembly
AUGUAUACCGAGGUAGCACUGGACACGUACCAGAUAGAUAUAACUGGGUACUUAGGGGUGCAGUCACAUCCGUUAAGUAUCAGAGAAAUGUAUUGUGCCUCGAGUUGGGCUUUCAGUGCAAUCGCCGCCAUUGAAAGUCAACUGGUAAUAAGCACCGGGAAAAAGGUGGACCUCUCGGAGCAAAAUCUCAUCGAUUGCUCGGAAAACCAGGGAACUAAGGGCUGUAGUGGCGGCACACCGGACAGGGCCUACCAGUAUGUCAUACAAAACGGGGGUCUGGACUCCACCGCCUCCUACCCCUACAAAGGUCUCAAAAACGCGUGUCAUUACAAACCGGACAAAAGCGCUGUCAUAACCGGCUAUAAGUCGGUACAGGCGGGCAAUGAGGAGGUGCUCAAGGAUGCCGUCUAUAACAUCGGUCCCAUAUCCGUGGCUAUAGACGCCUCGCCCUUUGGUUUUCAGUUUUACAGCUCCGGUAUCUUUGAGAGCACGGACUGUAGUAAUAGUCGGGAUAAACUGAAUCACGCGCUCACUAUCACGGGCUAUGAUGUGGACGGUAGGCGCGACAUAUGGUUUGUGAAAAACUCGUGGGAUAGGACUUGGGGUGAGGCCGGAUUUAUCACAUAA